AUGCCACCCCGUCUCUCAUUACGGGUGGCCUUCCCCCGGCCGUCGGCUAUCAUAGCCAGCCAGGCACCACGCCGCCUUCUCCUCCCUCUAACCGCCCAGCGCGGCAUCCAAUACGGCUGGUCAACAGCACCAGCACGUUCGAAACACAAGCGAUUCAACCAGCCCAAUGCCGGCCUGCCCGCUCUCACGACCGGCCCCGCGGCUGCCCUGAAGCGCCGGGAGAACACGACCCCCCUCCGAACAGGCGUCCUCGCCACCAAGAAGGGUAUGACGAGCAUGUUCGUCGGCAAGAUGCGUGUGCCCUGCACUGUCCUCCAACUCGACCAGGUUCAGGUCGUGGCGAACAAGACGAGAGAAAAGCACGGCUACUGGGCUGUUCAGAUUGGCGCCGGCUCACGACAACCACGAAACGUGACGAGCCCUAUGCUGGGGUACUACGAGGCAAAGGGGAUGGCACCCAAGAGCGAACUGGCCGAGUUUAUGGUCCGCGACAAAGAGGGUCUGUUGCCCGUCGGCUCCCAACUGCUGCCGGACUGGUUCCAGAUUGGGCAAAAUGUCGAUGUGCGCGCCAAGUCUCGCGGCAUGGGCUUCGCAGGUGGUAUGAAGCGCCACGGAUUCGCGGGUCAGGAGGCAUCCCACGGUAACUCCAAAAAUCACAGAACAAUAGGUACUACUGGUCCCUCUCAGGGAAGUGGUAGUCGUGUGAUGCCGGGGAAGAAGAUGCCCGGGCGGAUGGGGAAUGAGUGGGUGACGGUGCAGAAUUUGAAGGUCAUGAAGGUCGACAACGAGCUGGGGAUUGUUCUCGUCAGUGGUCCGGUCCCUGGGCCAAAGGGCCGCACGGUCAAGUUGCAGGACUCGAAGAAGCGCAAGGCUCCUGCUCUGCCGUACCGCGAGAAGGCUCUGAAGCAGCUGGAGGAGAGACAUGCUGAUGGGGAGGCAAAGUUGGAGGCUGCGAGACAAAGACAUUUGGAGAUGAAGGAGCAGCGACAGUCAAAGACGGCUGAAUUGUAA
Messenger RNA from Pochonia chlamydosporia 170, 1011 nucleotides. Its product is annotated as mitochondrial 54S ribosomal protein YmL9. Gene Ontology annotation, cellular component: mitochondrial large ribosomal subunit; ribosome. Gene Ontology annotation, molecular function: structural constituent of ribosome. Gene Ontology annotation, biological process: translation. The transcript has a single exon. The record is from RefSeq and is a predicted model, not a curated record. Bases 1 to 1011 code for a protein of 336 amino acids. Lineage: Eukaryota; Fungi; Ascomycota; Sordariomycetes; Hypocreales; Clavicipitaceae.